Messenger RNA from Botrytis byssoidea, 687 nucleotides. RefSeq lists its product as uncharacterized. Gene Ontology annotation, biological process: mitotic sister chromatid segregation. NCBI's taxonomy places the organism in Eukaryota, Fungi, Ascomycota, Leotiomycetes, Helotiales, Sclerotiniaceae. The coding region runs from base 1 to 687 and encodes 228 amino acids. Gene Ontology annotation, cellular component: kinetochore; MIS12/MIND type complex. The transcript is spliced from 2 exons. The record is from RefSeq and is a predicted model, not a curated record.
AUGGCAGAACAACAACGGAAAAUCGAACUUCAAUCGCCAGAUGAUUUGAAAUAUCUAAUCGCGAAUGUGAAGAGGGCGGCGCGGGAAAUGAUUGAUCGGGAUUUACCGCCGAUAGAGGGGGAGGAUGCGAUGAGGAGGUUGGUGGAGGAGAUUGUGGGCGAGUACAUACACAAGACUUUCCUAACAGCCUCCCCCAGCAUCUCCAUAAAUGGCAUGGAGCCCCAGCGUAAACUCAUAAACGCCAAUCUCCAACCGGAAGAAAGGGAUAAAGAUAUAAUCGAAGAACGCGAAGAGCAUGAACCGUUUGAUGGACAAUUAUGGGAGAGAGCAAAAGCGUUAGCGGUCAAGGAGGAAGAAUUGGUAGAACAGAUUGCUGCGCUGAGGAGAACUGUGCCAGCGAUGGUGGUAGAGCGGGAAGGAAAGUGGAAGAAGGGGGUGGAGGAGGAAGAGGGGCAGAUUGAGGGGUGGAGGGAAAAAUUGGGGAUGGAGGAUGAGGCGAUUUUUGCAGAAGGGGGGAGCGGAUUGGGGUUGGAGAGGAAUGAGAGGAUGGUGGAGGUGGAGGGGGAUUGGGAGAAGGGCAUUGGUGGGUUGGAAGGACUGUUUAGGGGGUUGCCCGAGGUGGGGGCUACGAGGGAUAGAGCGGGACGGGCGGAGGAAUAUGUUAGAGGGACGGGGAAGAGAGGUUAG